UGGUGACCGAACACAUGGUACCGGUUCUCCCUUAAGCUUCUUUUCCUUUCCAUUUUGUUAAGGAAUUCCAAUCUCUGGUUGUGCCAAUCUAUCAUGAAUUUUUCUUGCAAUCGCUUCCGUCUUCGGGUGUGUUCUGACACUUGUUUUGAUGCUUUGAUGUUAUCGAUAAGGACCAAAUGAUGUCUUAUUCAUGGUUAUUGCUGUAGUAUUGUAACGUGAUUCAGAAUGUGGAACUUUGCAUCUAGUCUCAUUUCUGGAAGCCAGGGUCUGAAAAAUGAAUAUGAUUCUCCAAAGCCUAAUCACCCUGUUUCAGAAUAUUCUGAUGACGAGACUUCUAUGGUGAGCAGAGAGGAAAGGCUGGAAUGCCCAAUAUGCUGGGAAUCCUUUAACAUUGUUGAAAAUGUGCCUUAUGUCUUAUGGUGUGGUCACACUCUUUGUAAAAAUUGCAUCCUUGGAUUACAAUGGGCUGUGGUGAAAUUUCCAACACUGCCAAUUCAGCUUCCACUGUUUAUCUCCUGCCCAUGGUGUAACCUUUUGUCUCUCCGUUUAGUGUACCAGGGAAAUUUGAAAUUCCCUCGCAAGAACUAUUUCCUUCUUUGGAUGGUUGAGAGCAUGAACGGUGAUGGAGUAAAGUCACAUUCUACUGUGUGUGGGGAUCAUCAACAUGUUUGGCCAAUUAAAGACAGCUUAACAACAGUAAGCCAAGUAAGCCAUGGCAGUCAUCAGAGAGAACAAAUUUGCCAUUCAGAGUCUUCAAUUUCCGAUCAGUAUCAUGGCAAUACCAGUAAUUACCUUAGUAUAGAAACCCUGCAUACAUCUCUGCGGAAGUCGCUGGUUUUAUUUAUUCACUUGACUGCAAAGUUCCCACUGAUAAUUAUUUUUCUUUUGAUUGUCUUAUAUGCAAUACCAGCCAGUGCAGCCAUUUUGGCUCUGUAUAUUCUAAUUACCGUUCUGUUUGCUCUCCCGUCGUUUCUCACCUUGUACUUUGCAUAUCCUAGUUUGGAUUGGCUUGUCAGGGAAAUUAUCAAUUGAGAUUGAGGUUGUAUGUCUUAUGCUUUGAAAGCAUAAUGAAUGUUAGUUUGCUUCAACUUGUGGCCACCUUCAUCCAGUGUCAACAUCUCCAUUUAUAACAUGUAUCGUUUAUCUUAUCAUAUAUAGCCCCAGUCAAUCUCAGUACAGUUUUUGGGUUUUUAGCUCUGGUUGAGCUUGGCUGGUUGGUAGGAGGGAUAUCAGUUUCUGGCACAAACUAUUUUGAUGACGACCAAGGCCAUGGAAUGAAUAAGGUAGUAAAUAAUGAUUUUGCCAUUUCCUGUGGCAAAUGGUUGCUUUAUCAGUAUUUGAACUUCAUAAGAACUCCCUGAUGUAUUGUAGUUAUCAAGUGGAUCAAUAACAGAAAAUUAUUUUUAUUAAA
This is a messenger RNA of Vigna angularis (adzuki bean), 1411 nucleotides long. RefSeq lists its product as uncharacterized. Lineage: Eukaryota; Viridiplantae; Streptophyta; Magnoliopsida; Fabales; Fabaceae. Bases 226 to 1032 code for a protein of 268 amino acids. The transcript has 2 exons. The record is from RefSeq and is a predicted model, not a curated record.